Molecule: messenger RNA, 1059 nt
Organism: Lactuca saligna
Lineage: Eukaryota; Viridiplantae; Streptophyta; Magnoliopsida; Asterales; Asteraceae
Source: the annotation of a GenBank genome assembly
AUGGACCUCCGUGUAACCAUGAAACCUCCACGUAGAGGGGUGAAAUACGCCCUCAAUCGACGACAUAUUCCGGCGAAAUCGAGUAUAUACCACUUCAAAUCCGGCACCGAUGAAGGGCAAAUUCCCCGAUGUUUUGGCCGAUGGAUAUGGUUCCCAGUUGGUCCUUAUGUGGAUUUACUCCAUGACGAAAAAGGUUGGUCAAAUUCAAAUCUUCGUGCUCGGCUGUUCCCAGAUAUUUCUGAUGCACGUUUGUGGCUGAAAGAUUUAGAAGACUUGGUUAUAUCCCUGAAUUAUUUGGCACUACAAGAUGUAGAUGUUGUCAUGCUUAUCCAGCUUGUUUUUAUGUUGAAGGGUCUUCACGGACAAGAUGUUAAAACGGGAAUUCCCGCAGCAGUAUACAAGCUUGCUGAUUUCUUUAAAUACAUUCAAAGAUCGAGAGGAUUCAUACGAUUCGAUCAGGGGCAUAAACAUGCAUUCCGUGGAGGACCCUCUAUGGACCUCCGUGUAACCAUGAAACCUCCGUGUAGAGGGGGUAAUUUUGUAAUUUCAACUCAUCCUUUUUUAGAAAAACUUCGUCUCCUCUUAUGGUCCUCACUAGUCCCCCAGUUGUCUUCGUCACUCCGCAUCGGUGUUGAUCGACUUCUUUUUCAUUUGACGACUUCAAAUCCGGUGAAAUACGCCCUCAAACGACGACCUAUUCUGGCGAAAUCGAGUAUAUACGACUUCAAAUCUGGCACCGAUGAAGGGCAAAUUCCCCGAUGUUUUGGCCGAUGCAUACGGUUCCCAGUUGAUCCUUAUGUGGAUUUACUCCAUGACGAAAAAGGCUGGUCAAAUUCAAAUCUUCGUGCUCGGCUGUUCCCAGAUAUUUCUGAUGCACGUUUGUGGCUGAAAGAUUUAGAAGACUUGGUUAUAUCCCUGAAUUAUUUGGCGCUACAAGAUGAAGAUGUUGUCAUGCUUAUCCAGCUUGUUUUUAUGUUGAAAGGUCUUCACGGACAGGAUGUUAAAACGGGAAUUCCCGCAGCAGUAUACAAGCUUGCUGAUUUCUUUAAAUACAUUUAA